UUGAAAUUAUUUCAUAUACGAGCUCGAGCAAAAAUUAGUUUCAGCUAGGUUUCAGCUCAUUAUUCUGUUUGAAAUUGAAAAGUUUAUGUGAAUCCAUUUCAUUUUUUGCGGAAAUUCUAUAGAAUGUGUGGAAGAACUGCAUGUAACCUGUGCCGUGAAGAUUAUCAAAAAGCGACCACAUACAAAGAUGGAGGAAAAUAUCAAAAACCCGUUUGGAAUGAUGUUGGAAACGAUGGACUCACAUUCAAGCCAUCGAAUAACAUCGCACCCACUGAUGUUACUCCCAUCCUUCUCUCUGGAAAUCAUUUUGAUGAGCUGAGCAAUCAUUCACGAGUGUUAACACCAAUGGUGUGGGGCAUGAUUCCUCCAUGGCACAAAGGUUCGUUCAAAUCUCACGGCCUUUCAACAAACAACUGCAGGAUAGAGACACUAUUGUCCUCAAAAUUAUACAAUGCACCCCUACGAAGCGGAAAGCGUUGCGUUGUUUUGUGUGAAGGAUUCUACGAGUGGCAAACCACCAAGGGAAAAAGCAAUAAACAGCCAUAUUUUAUUUAUAUGCCCCAGAAAGAUGGUGUCAAAGUUGAACUACGUCAAAAUUGGACUCAUGCUAACUGGAAUGAAGAAGAAGGCUGGACAGGACCGCGACUAGUUCAUUUUGCAGGGCUUUUUAACAAAUGGACAGCAGAAUCGGGUGAAUCAGUCUAUAGCUACACCAUCAUCACAAUGGAAUCAAAUAAAACUCUCUCUUGGUUGCAUCACCGAAUGCCUGCAAUCUUAGAUACAGAACAAGCAGUCAAGGACUGGCUGGAUUUUGAAAAUGUGUCAACAGAAGAAGCAAUGCAAAUCUUGAAACCCAUUCAAAAAUUAGUUUGGCAUCCUGUAUCAACUACUGUCAACAAUUCGCGGAACAAAGAUGAAGAAUGUAACAAACCUCUUUCUACUAAGUCAUCCAGUGAAAAAUCCAAAGGAGCAACUUUAAUGAGCAAUUGGCUGAAAAGAGGGCAAAAAAAAGAAGACAAGGAAGAGAAGCAUGAUGGAUCAGAUGGAGAAACUCCGGAGAAGAAAAAAAAAUAAGUGGAGAAAGGGACUGAUUUAAAAAUCUUAGCCUGAAAGCUAAUGUCUUGUGAAAAUUUGCAAAUGUCACUACAUUCAUCACUUGCAAAAUUUUUUGUCACUCAGCUCACCGAUGAACUAUGCAUAAUUUUCGAACAUUCACUUUGAUCCCUUUUCUUUUGUGAAUUUUUUUGAUUUUCCUAGCUUUUUAAAUGCUAUCGAUUGUCUUCAAAACAAAUCUUAUCUUAUUAUCAUUAUAUGUACCCGUAAACGUAUAAGCCCUUAUACACAUUGAAAAUACUAUUUUUAAUUCUUCUUAGAUGUUCUCAGACACUUGGGUCUCUUAGAUAUAACAAAUAUACAUGUUUUAAGUCUCUUAAAUCUAUGAUGACCACCAAGAAUAUGUUUUUAAACCAGUUCAUAUGAAAUUUCUUAUUUUUAAAGUUACCUUCCCUGUCUUGAAAAGAAAUUUCUUCUUUCGAACUCCACUUGUGAUGAUUGUUAUAUUUUUCUUUUUGCCCAGAACUUUGUACAUUGGUUUCCUCUUGUUUUUAUGCCAUCAAAUGAUCUUUUGCUGUCACAAAAAUUUUAAGAUCACAUUACAUAUAUAAGAAUAUAAUGUGAUCCUAAGAUUUUUUCAAACUCCAUUGUAAGGAUUAAGGGCAAGUGUUUUAACAUGUUUUAACAUAUAGCUGCAUUUAAUAGAUUUAAGCACUGCUGUUUUCUUUAGUGCUUGUUUAAUCUUAAAGUUUCUCAGGUACUUUAACAUUCAAUGUCUUAAUGCAAAAAAUGCGCAUCUCAAUGAAAAUAGGUGAAAAUCUAUUUCCUUUUAUUUUCUUCAAAGACAGCUAAUUAAAAUCAUUUCCUGCAAUCAUGUGUGAUUUUCAUAAGGACAAAGCAAAAAAAAUGUAUCAAAAAGUAGAAUAGAGGCUGAUGGUUGUCUUUCCUUUGAAAAAAUGAAGUAUACUCUAGGCUCUCAAUGCUGCAAUCAGAUAUGCGCAUUUUUUACAUUAGCCAUUGAUAUUGAUUAAUAUGUAGGUAUAUGUAUACCAUGUUUCAGUAUUAAUUAUUUUUUAGUAUUUACAUAAACUAGUUUUCAUAAUUUAAGUGAACUAAGAUGCAUUCCAAAAUCAUGCCUUAAAUUUGCAGCUUACUGUUUUUACUCUUUAAUGUUUGAGCAAUAGUACAAACAUGGUCUUUUACCGUCCAGUUGUGUUUCAAUCUUUGUACCUGAUCAACUCACUCUGAAAACAAUGUGUAGAUAAAAAGUCAGCUCUGUUUAAUCUGAAUAUUAUUUCUAUGACAGAACUUGCCAUUUUUGUACCUGUUUUUUUUUUUUUUUUUUUUUUUUUUUUUUUCAAAACACCUUUGUCUAUGGUGGAACUAGAAACAUACGCACAGUUAGAAAAAUCAAACUAGCGGCUGGAUUAUUGAAUCUACGUCGAUACAGCAAGACAAGACAAGACCCCAUCAUAACCAUGCAAUUUCUCACAUUUCGACUGUUUUGUUGUAUAGACGUAGAGCCAAUAAUUGAGUCAUUAAAGGCACUUUUAUUGAUUCUUUUCUGUGCAUGAACUCUUAUCGUUUGAUUUACAACUACUUAUCAGGAAUAGCUAUAUUUGUGGACCAUGCCACGUUACUGAAUAAGAUCUAGUCUCUUGCUCAUAUUUACUUCUACCCUGCUUGAUUUUUUCCUCCAUGUAACUUGUAACUUAAAUGAAAAAUCUAAAAUACAGUGAUGCAGGUAAAUAAAUUUUCAUUCACAAAUGCCCCCAAUUUGAAUGAUAAUUUCAAACAGUUCUGAAAAUUCUUUCCUGUUCCUCUUAAUUUCAACUUGUCAGGACUCUUCUGUUGUUGGUAACUAAUUUAAUAUCGAACAAAAUUAUACUAUUCAUAUAAUUAUUGAAACUUUUGAAGUACACUAAUAUAUGUUUAGAGAUGUAAUAAAAAGCUCUUAUAGUCAAUGGAUACAUCAAAGCAUUAUUUAAAGUGAGCUGAAUAACACAAUAGUGAUACAUUUCAACCAUUAAGCACAAUGUGUGUAACUUAUGUCAAAUUGGAUACAUCUGUGAAAACUUUGAGACACUGCUAUAAGAUAACAGAUGUGCAUGUAUUUUCAGUUCCACCAUCUGAGACACAGACAUUGGAUGUCUUUCUCCUGAUCAACUUCAUUUAACUGUUUUAAAUGUUCUUUUUUUUUUUUUAAAUUAGCUUUUACUUUGGAAAAUAAUAAUUUUUAAGCACUUGUUAAUUCAAAUGACCACCCACAAAUUUAAAUUAUUUUGAGCUUCCCAUGUAUUAUGAACUUUUUUCUUUCUCUUUCCCUCCUUUUUUCUCAAUUAAAAUUUACCCUAUUUUUAAAUUAUUCCUCUGAUGUUUACAUUUUAUGCAUACCUACCUACUUUUCCUUCACAGCAUCUGAUUUUACUGAUACAUUUCUUGUUUUUGCUUUUAAAAGUCUAAAAUCAGUACCAACUCUAAGAUACUUAAAGUUUCAUUACUCAAAACAUGAUGUAGCCCUUAAGAAAGGGUACAACAUUCAAAAUGCAUCAGAAUAAAGACACACUAAUGAGA
This is a messenger RNA of Bemisia tabaci, 3627 nucleotides long. Its product is annotated as abasic site processing protein HMCES. Gene Ontology annotation, biological process: protein-DNA covalent cross-linking repair. Gene Ontology annotation, molecular function: single-stranded DNA binding. NCBI's taxonomy places the organism in Eukaryota, Metazoa, Arthropoda, Insecta, Hemiptera, Aleyrodidae. The record is from RefSeq and is a predicted model, not a curated record.